Molecule: messenger RNA, 3145 nt
Organism: Physcomitrium patens
Lineage: Eukaryota; Viridiplantae; Streptophyta; Bryopsida; Funariales; Funariaceae
Product: DEAD-box ATP-dependent RNA helicase 3, chloroplastic
Cellular component (GO): cytosol
Molecular function (GO): RNA helicase activity; RNA binding; zinc ion binding
Source: RefSeq, a predicted model, not a curated record
CCUAAUUUGGUCACAGUGGAGCCCAAUCCACAAGACCCAUCUCGGCUUUCUGUGGCUCUCGUAGCCUCCUCGCUUGUGUCGUCGCCAUUGGGUCCUCGGUCAAUCCUCUGCUUGUCUCUCGCUCUCUUACAAGUUUCGGAACCUGUGUCGGUCAUUCUUAGGUUCAACAGCCUCAACAGUUCGGUGCUGGGUUCACAGUGAGGCUCUACAGCUUUCUGUGUGAGGAGUGUGGGGGUUGUAGAGCUCCAGAGUUGGGAGUUUUCUGUGAGGGGAAGAGGCUUUUGUAGGGCUUUUGUCUCUUAUCUGGUUGCUGAGCAGCAAGAGGUUGAAGGGUUUAAGAGAAUUCGAAGAUUCUCGAGAUAAUUUGUGGGAGUUUCGUCGAAUUGUGAGUUGAGGGAUUGGAGCUUGAGUGAGGCGAGAGGUGAGAGAGAGAGUUGGGUAGUUUGUGAGACUUGGCAGCGAUGGCUGCCAUGUCAGCAGCUGUGUCUUCUGCCUCGUCGCUGUGCAGGACUGGGGGUGCAGGGGCGCUGUUGGCGACGUCCUUCACUGGGGAGAAAGUGCACGUGAGUGCCGGCUUCGUGUCUGCAUUUCCUACCCAGAGUGUGCAGAUAGUUGCGGAGGCGUUGAGGGAUGGUGUCAGUGGUUCCUCGCCCUGGGAUGCCCAGAGGGCGUCUUUGGCGUCGACGGAGAGCUCACUGUCCUCUACGUCCAUGGAGCGCUCAGCUAUUGCUACUGAUUACGCGUCCACUUCAAUUUUUGGUUUGACUGAUGGGCUCGACACUGAUGAGUUUGACGACGAAGAGGAGAUUAUCCGUGUGGAUAACGAGUCCGUUGAUGACGAGGAUGAGCUCGCCGUGGCUAACCUCGGUAUCCCGCAGGCGGUCGUGGAUGCCCUGGCCAAGCGUGGUAUCGAGAAGCUCUUUCCUAUCCAGAGAGCUGUUCUGGAUCCUGCAAUGCAAGGCCGUGACUUGAUUGGAAGAGCAAAGACGGGUACUGGAAAGACGCUUGCAUUUGGAAUUCCGAUUAUCCACAACAUAUUGAAGGCACAUGAAGCUGACCGCACAUCCAGGCGGUCUGGGAGAGCUCCGCGGGCGCUCGUGCUGGCACCAACUCGAGAGCUUGCUAAACAAGUUGAACGUGAAUUUAUGGAGUCAGCCCCUAUGCUUUCCACUGUCUGUGUAUACGGAGGCGUGUCUAUUACCACUCAGCAGCGACAAUUGCAGAGGGGCGUGGACGUCGCUGUUGGCACUCCUGGCCGUAUUAUUGACUUGAUAGAGCGACGAUCGCUAUCCUUAAGGGACGUCUCAUACUUGGUUCUUGACGAAGCAGAUCAAAUGUUGGCGGUUGGGUUUGAAGAGGACGUGGAGCGUAUUCUGGAGCAGAUGCCCGAGGAGAGGCAGAGUAUGCUCUUUUCAGCUACAAUGCCCAACUGGGUGAAGAAGUUAUCGAAGAAGUACCUAAAAAGCCCUUUGACAAUUGACCUCGUUGGAGACUCGAACGAGAAACUUGCCGAGGGUAUCAAAAUGCUCGCAGUAUGUAUUCCUCCGGCGGCUAAGAGGACGGUCCUCAAUGACCUUAUCUCCGUACAUGGUAGUGUUGGGAAAACAAUUGUUUUUACUCAAACGAAACGAGAUGCGGAUGAUGUGGCCUCAGUCCUUGGACGUACUCUGGGUUGUGAAGCCCUUCACGGUGAUAUUACGCAGAGUCAACGUGAGAGGACACUUGCUUCUUUCAGAGAGGGCCGCUUCUCUGUGCUUGUUGCCACUGAUGUCGCUGCCCGAGGAUUGGAUAUUCCGAAUGUAGAUCUGGUUGUUCAUUACGAGAUUCCUAAUGAUCCCGAGACAUUUGUACAUCGCUCUGGCCGAACUGGUCGUGCAGGGAAGGACGGAACGGCAAUUUUGAUGUUUUCCGAAAAUCAGAAGCGGACAAUGAGAAAUAUCGAAAUGGAUGUUGGUUGCAAAUUUACUCUUAUGUCACCACCACAAAUGGAGGAAGUGCUCCAAGCCAGUAGUAAAGCAGCUAAGGCUGUUAUUCAGAGGGUUAAUCCUGACGUAGCAAAUGUUUUCCUGUCAACCGCUGAAAAGCUUCUUGAAAAGGAGGGUCCUGGCGCUUUUGCCGCUGCUCUUGCUCAUCUUAGUGGUUUCAGUCAGCUUCCUGCACCGCGUUCUCUCAUUACUCAUGAAGAGGGUUUGAUUACACUGAGGAUGGUAAGGACCGAAGAAUUACCAAGAGCUAUGUCAGCUCGAAUGGUCAUGGGGGUGUUGGCGGAUAUUUGGGACGCGGCUGCUGAUAACGUAGGGAAGAUUCGUAUCAUAGACGAUCCAAAGAUUCAAGGUGCAGUCUUCGAUUUGCCGCAAGAAAUUGCGAAGGAGCUUCUCACUAAACCAAGAAGAGAAGAAGAUGUCAUUGAGAGCAUUAAGAAGUUGCCGAAGUUAGUAGACUUGGACGGCGAUAGAGGUAGGGGUAGUGACAGGUAUGGUCGUUUCGGAUCCAGAGGUGGAAGCGGGAUGCGCUCGUCAUCACCAAGGGGUGGUAGGGGAGGCCCAAGUCGAGGUCGGGAUUCUGGAUGGAGCAACGACGGUGACAGAUCCGGCAGACGAUCAUCUGAAAGACGAUCGAGCUUUGCGGGAGUCUGCUUCAUUUGUAAUCAACCUGGACACAGAGCAGCUGAUUGCAAAGGCCAGUAAUCUAGAAUUCAAGUGAAACUACUUUGGCUUAAUGCGUAAGCUUUGCCACAAAAUGAUGCCUACUGAGAUUGAUAUAUAUUCAUAUCUUGUGAAUCUAGGUGUUAUUGAUUUAUUGGUUAACGAGGAUGAGGCCCCACACUACAGAAUUCAUACCAAAGAUUAUACCCAUUAUUUGCCAUUCUGGCGUAUACGUCAAUCUAGUUAAGGUAUUAGGAUUAGUUUGUCAUGGUAUACGGCGGUGGAAGUCCCACAGUUCUUUUCUGGGACGCAGUUGAGUUUAAACAACAUUAUGAGCAACGCCAUGUGUAGUCCAAACUGUUACGCAAGUAUAAACCGUAGAAGUGACACCUACGCCAACUUCUCAUGUCAAAUUUUGUUCACAUUGAAAGAAAUGCUUAAGUUUUAUGAAGCAGCAUGCUACAUCACUCACUAAUAGAACAAUUCCCAAUUUCAAACAA